AUGUAUCAACGACGCUUUGACGACAGCAAGAUGCCACUGCCCCUCAUCAAAACGUAUAUUCGUGCUCUUCUUACGGGGCUUGAUUAUCUGCAUAAAGUGUGCAGGACAGUUCAUACAGAUCUAAAGCUUGAGAACAUCAUGGUCUCAUUUGAAGAUCCAACCGUGCUUGCUGAUUUCAUGGAUUCUCAACUUGCAAAACCGAUGCCUUUCAAGAUGGAUUCGGCAGGACGACCAGUGUAUCUAGCCCGUAAUGACUUCGGCCCACUCAAAAGCCUGAGAAGUAUACCACAGCUUGUCGACUUUGGCUUGGCAACCAGAAUCAGGGAAGACGACGACUGGGGUGUUUGGCCUAUUCAGCCAGACCAUUAUCGGGCACCAGAGGUGAUACUGGGUAAUGGAUGGCAAAUGCCUACAGAUAUUUGGAAUCUUGGUGUUCUGUUGUGGGAUAUGAUCGAAGGCAAAGAGCUAUUUCGGCAUAUUCACGAUCAAGAAGGUCGCUACGAUGCUAAACUACACAUCGCCGAAAUGAUAGCAUUACUCGGUCCACCUCCUCCGGAAAUCAUACAAAGGUCUCAAUUUUUGCGAGAGUACCCGUGGCCGACACCUGUCAGACGAGAAGACGGCAGAGUAUGCGAGACAGCGGAAGAGUACUUCUGUGGACCAUUCUUUGACGAAAAAGGUAUUACUGGGCUUCCUAUCUUGAUCGAAUUAUUCCUUUACUCACGGAACACCUUAGGGCACUUCCUCUACGAAGACCUGAUCCCCGACCGCAGACUGGGCGACACGGCUUCAUUCCUAAGAGGAGAAGAGAAGGAAGCGUUUUUGGACCUUGCCAAGGGAAUGCUUGCCUGGCGCCCAGAUAUGAGAAAAACGGCAGGCGAACUUGUUGAGCAUCCUUUUCUUCAACCAAAGCAAACAAGUGGCUGA
Penicillium salamii is the source of this 927-nucleotide messenger RNA. The record is from the annotation of a GenBank genome assembly. Lineage: Eukaryota; Fungi; Ascomycota; Eurotiomycetes; Eurotiales; Aspergillaceae.